Corticium candelabrum is the source of this 1199-nucleotide messenger RNA. RefSeq names its product ribonucleoside-diphosphate reductase subunit M2 B-like. Gene Ontology annotation, biological process: deoxyribonucleotide biosynthetic process. The transcript has 7 exons. The coding region runs from base 72 to 1199 and encodes 375 amino acids. NCBI's taxonomy places the organism in Eukaryota, Metazoa, Porifera, Homoscleromorpha, Homosclerophorida, Plakinidae. Gene Ontology annotation, molecular function: oxidoreductase activity. The record is from RefSeq and is a predicted model, not a curated record.
UGUCCGAAUAACAUUUCAAGCGCGAAGCAACACUCCGUCUGCCAUUCGUCCACGAGGCUUGUGAUUUCAUCAUGUUGGCUGGAUAUACAAGAGUAGACAUCACAGCAUGUGAAGAAGGCUCGUCUUCAGUGAUCUCAUCCCUAAAGGAACGUCUACGAGUGAAAGUAGAUCAGAACGUGAGUGAGUUUGAAAGAAAACAACAAGUAGACGAGAUUGAACUUGUUGACGAAGAAGACGAGCCUCUGUUAAGAGAAAAUCCUCGACGAUUUGUUGUGUUUCCCAUUCAAUAUCCUGAUAUUUGGGAAUAUUACAAGAAAGCUGAAGCGUCUUUCUGGACAGCAGAGGAGGUAGAUUUGUCGAAGGAUCUUGAUGACUGGAACAAACUCAAAGACGAAGAGCGGCACUUUUUGUCUCACGUGUUAGCGUUCUUUGCGGCGAGUGAUGGAAUUGUAAAUGAAAACUUAGUGGAGAGAUUUAGCAAGGAAGUUCAAGUGACGGAGGCUCGUUGUUUCUAUGGAUUUCAAAUUGCCAUUGAAAACAUUCAUUCAGAGAUGUAUAGUCUACUGAUUGAGACAUACAUCAGCGAUCCGGAAGAGAAAGACAAACUGUUCAAUGCAAUUGAGACAUUGCCUUGUGUUCGUCAGAAGGCAGAGUGGGCUCUGCAAUGGAUCAACUCGGAAAGUGCCUCGUUUAGUGAGCGAGUCAUUGCAUUUGCUGCUGUUGAAGGCAUUUUCUUUUCUGGAUCUUUUGCUGCAAUAUUUUGGCUUAAGAAGCGUGGACUAAUGCCCGGCCUCACUUUCUCUAAUGAAUUGAUCAGUCGUGAUGAAGGCUUGCAUUGUGACUUUGCUUGUCUUAUGUUCUCACACGUCAAACGUAAACCGAGUGAAGAAAGGGUGAGAAGUAUUAUUAUGGAUGCUGUCAAGAUUGAACAGCAGUUCCUCACCGAAGCUCUUCCAGUGGCUGUCAUUGGUAUGAACUGUGUGCUGAUGAAGCAGUACAUCGAGUUUGUGGCUGACAGGCUGCUGGUAGCUCUUGAACAACCAAAAGUCUACAAUGUAGAAAAUCCUUUUGAUUUUAUGGAAAACAUCUCACUGGAGGGCAAGACCAACUUCUUUGAAAAACGUGUUGGUGAAUAUCAAAAGGCUGGAGUUAUGCAGAACAAGAAGGAUCAAGUGUUCACACUGGAAGCAGAUUUCUGA